GAGCUCCUGCUGUUCAUGAAGAGUGAAGACGAUCCCCAUGAGCCCAUGGCGCCUGACAUCCAUGAAGAACGGCAGCACCGCUGCGAGGACUGUGACCAGCUCUUCGAAUCCAAGGCUGAACUAGCAGAUCACCAGAAGUUCCCAUGUAGCACACCUCACUCAGCAUUCUCCAUGGUGGAAGAGGACUUACAACAAAACCUUGAGAGUGAGAGUGACCUCCGAGAGAUCCAUGGCAGCCAGGACUGUAAGGAAUGUGACAGAGUUUUCCCCGAUCUGCAAAGCUUGGAGAAGCACAUGUUGUCACAUACGGAGGAGAGGGAAUACAAGUGUGAUCAGUGUCCCAAGGCAUUUAACUGGAAGUCCAAUUUAAUUCGCCACCAGAUGUCACAUGACAGUGGAAAGCACUAUGAGUGUGAAAACUGUGCCAAGCAGGUUUUCACGGACCCUAGCAACCUUCAGCGACACAUUCGGUCUCAACAUGUCGGUGCCCGGGCACAUGCUUGCCCGGAGUGCGGUAAAACAUUUGCCACUUCGUCAGGCCUCAAACAACACAAGCACAUCCACAGCAGUGUGAAGCCCUUUAUCUGUGAGGUCUGCCAUAAAUCCUAUACUCAGUUUUCAAACCUUUGUCGUCAUAAGCGCAUGCAUGCUGAUUGCAGAACCCAAAUCAAGUGCAAAGACUGUGGACAAAUGUUCAGCACUACGUCUUCCUUAAAUAAACACAGGAGGUUUUGUGAGGGCAAGAACCAUUUUGCGGCAGGUGGAUUUUUUGGCCAAGGCAUUUCACUUCCUGGAACCCCAGCUAUGGAUAAAACGUCCAUGGUUAAUAUGAGUCAUGCCAACCCGGGCCUGGCUGACUAUUUUGGCACCAAUAGGCAUCCUGCUGGUCUUACCUUUCCAACAGCUCCUGGAUUUUCCUUUAGCUUUCCUGGUCUGUUUCCUUCAGGCUUGUACCACAGGCCUCCUCUGAUACCUGCUAGUCCUCCUGUUAAAGGACUAUCAAGUACUGAACAGUCAAACAAAUGUCAAAGUCCCCUCUUGACACAUCCUCAGAUACUGCCAGCCACACAGGAUAUUUUGAAGGCACUAUCUAAACACCCACCUGUAGGGGACAAUAAGCCAGUGGAACUGCUGCCCGAGAGGUCCUCUGAAGAGAGGCCCCUUGAGAAAAUCAGUGACCAGUCAGAGAGUAGUGACCUUGAUGAUGUCAGUACACCAAGUGGCAGUGACCUGGAGACAACCUCGGGCUCUGAUCUGGAAAGUGACCUUGAAAGUGAUAAAGAGAAAUGUAAAGAAAAUGGUAAAAUGUUCAAAGACAAAGUAAGCCCUCUGCAGAAUCUGGCUUCAAUAAAUAAUAAGAAAGAAUACAGCAAUCAUUCCGUUUUCUCAGCAUCUGUAGAGGAGCAAACUGCGGUGUCAGGAGCUGUGAAUGAUUCUAUAAAGGCUAUUGCGUCUAUUGCUGAAAAAUACUUUGGUUCCACAGGACUGGUGGGGCUGCAAGACAAAAAAGUCGGAGCGUUACCUUACCCUUCCAUGUUUCCCCUCCCAUUUUUUCCAGCAUUCUCUCAAUCAAUGUACCCAUUUCCUGAUAGAGACUUGAGGUCGUUACCUUUGAAAAUGGAACCCCAAUCACCAAGUGAAGUAAAGAAACUGCAGAAGGGAAGCUCUGAGUCCCCUUUUGACCUCACCACUAAGCGAAAGGAUGAGAAGCCUUUGACUUCAGUCCCCUCGAAGCCUCCAGCAACACCUGCCACAAGCCAAGACCAGCCCCUGGAUCUAAGUAUGGGCAGUAGGAGUAGAGCAGGUGGGACAAAGCUGGCUGAGCCUCGGAAAAACCAUGUAUUUGGGGAAAAGAAAGGAAGCAACAUGGAAGCAAGAUCAACUUCAGAUGGCUCCUUGCAGCAUGCGAGACCUACUCCCUUCUUCAUGGACCCCAUUUAUAGAGUAGAGAAAAGAAAGCUCACCGACCCACUUGAAGCUUUGAAAGAAAAAUACUUGAGACCUUCUCCAGGCUUCUUAUUUCACCCACAAUUCCCACUACCUGACCAGAGAACGUGGAUGUCAGCUAUUGAGAACAUGGCAGAAAAGCUAGAGAGCUUCAGCGCCCUGAAGCCUGAGGCCAGUGAGCUCCUUCAGUCCGUGCCCUCGAUGUUCAGCUUCAGAGCACCUCCUAAUACCCUGCCUGAGAACCUGCUGCGGAAGGGGAAAGAACGCUACACCUGCAGAUACUGUGGCAAGAUUUUCCCAAGGUCUGCGAACCUGACCCGCCACUUGAGAACCCACACAGGGGAGCAGCCGUACAGAUGCAAAUACUGUGAUAGAUCAUUCAGCAUUUCCUCCAAUCUGCAGCGACAUGUCCGCAACAUCCACAACAAGGAGAAACCAUUUAAGUGUCACUUAUGUGAUAGAUGUUUUGGUCAACAAACCAAUCUUGACAGACACCUAAAGAAACAUGAGAAUGGAAACAUGUCUGGUACAGCAACAUCUUCACCUCAUUCAGAACUAGAAAGCACAGGUGCAAUCCUGGAUGACAAAGAAGAUGCUUACUUCACAGAGAUCCGGAAUUUCAUUGGAAAUAGCAACCAUGGUAGUCAGUCUCCUCGGAACAUGGAUGAGAGGAUGAAUGGUAGUCACUUCAAGGAUGACAAGGCUUUGGUAACCAGCCAGAGUUCUGAUUUACUGGAUGAUGAAGAAGUAGAAGAUGAAGUGCUGUUGGAUGAGGAGGAUGAAGACAAUGACAUUCCUGGAAAAUCUGGAAAGGAGCUGGGGACAACUAAUUUAGAUGAAGAAAUCCCAGAGGAUGACUAUGAGGAAGCAGGUGCCCUGGAGAUGAGUUGUAAGACAUCCCCGGUGAGGUAUAAAGAGGAAGACUAUAAAUCUGGCCUUUCUGCUCUAGAUCACAUAAGGCACUUCACAGACAGCCUCAAAAUGAGGGGAAUGGAGGAGAAUCAAUACACUGACGCUGAGCUGUCUUCCUUUAGUUCUUCUUCUCUUGUGCCAGAGGAGCUUAAACAGCCGUUACACAGAAAGUCCAAGUCACAGGCAUAUGCUAUGAUGUUGUCACUGUCAGACAAGGAUCCAAUUCAUCCCACCUCCCACAGUUCCUCCAACGUGUGGCACAGCAUGGCAAGGGCUGCAGCAGAAUCCAGUGCCAUCCAGUCCAUAAGCCAUGUAUGACAUUGUCGAGGUUGACCAGAAUGGGACCAAGUCCAACAGUAGCAUGGCUCUUUCAUAUAGAACUAUUUACAAGACUGCUGAGCAGAAUGCCUUAUCAACCUAAAGGGUCACUCAUUUAAAGUCUGAUGACCUUAAACUGAAUGAUUAAAGAAGAAGAGAAAAAAGGAAGCUAUUUAUUCUCAAUAUUUUGUUUUGCACAGCAAGGCAGCUGCUGACCUCUGGAGGACCAAUUAAUCUAAAAUGAUUGGAGAUGAAUGAAAACCUCACUGGGGAAGACGCCUUCCGUUCUCCUGUCCUAGGGCAUGGGUGGAUGAGAGGAGCAGUUGAGAUGGCAGCAUUGAUGAUACAAAUGAACACUCCAUAGAAAUCAAAUUCUGCUUUUUUUUCUUUACAAGAUCACCUGAUGUGACUGGGAACAGUUGCUUUUAAUUGCCAGAUUUAAUUUUUUCCUUUUUAAAGUUUUAUGUAAUUUAACCCUUUGAAGAUGGAAAUAGUCAGGAGAAAUGCACAAUGAUUAUAGGAAGUAAUAACAGGAGUUUUUGUCACCCCCCUUACCUUUUGCCUUCUUAAGUACAUUGUUUAAAACUAGGGAAAAAGGGUAUGUGUAUAUUGUAAACUAUGGAUGCUCAUGCUCAGAGAGGUUGUCAGUGAUGUAACCCGUUCAUCACCAGUACCGAUGUACCACUAAUACAAUGUUUGCCAAAUCCUUGUAAUAACAUCUUAAUUUUAGACAAUCAUGUCACUGUUUUUAAUGUUUAAAUUUUUUGUGUGUUGCGUGUAUCAUGUAUUUAUUUGUUGGCAAACUAUUGUUUGUUGAUUAAAAAGAGCACUGUUCCUGUCAGCCACUAUUUUAUGAUGUCUGAGGCACACCCCUUUUUGACUUUCAAGGACCAAGGGGACACGACCUGUGUAUGGGAGUGCCCAAUAGUGUUUGGCUUUUCUUAACAUUCCUUCCUUUUUUGUUGUUGUUGUUGUUUUGUUUUCUUUUUUAAUGAACUAAAUACAAAUAGAUGCAACUUAGUUUUUGUAAUACAGAAAUCAAUUCAAUUGUAUAAAUGAUUAUAAUUUCUUUCACGAAAGCAUGAUUCUUCUGAUUAAGAACUAUACCCCAUAUCUUAUGCUGGUUGUCUGCAAGCUUGUGCGAUGAUGUUAUGUUCAUGUUAAUCCUAUUUGUAAAAUGAAGUGUUCCUGACCUUAUGUUAAAAAGAGAGAAGUAAAUAACAGACAUUAUUCAGUUAUUUUGUCCUUUAUUGAUAAACCAGAUUUUUUUCUUUUUGUUUGUAAUCUCAUUUGGAAAUAAUUGGCAAGUUGAGGUACUUUCUUCCAAUGCUUUGUACAAUAUAAACUGUUAUGCCUUUUGGUGCGUUACUGUGGGAGGAGCAACU
Molecule: messenger RNA, 4562 nt
Organism: Cricetulus griseus (Chinese hamster)
Lineage: Eukaryota; Metazoa; Chordata; Mammalia; Rodentia; Cricetidae
Source: RefSeq, a predicted model, not a curated record